This is a messenger RNA of Rhizophagus irregularis DAOM 181602=DAOM 197198, 603 nucleotides long. The record is from RefSeq and is a predicted model, not a curated record. Lineage: Eukaryota; Fungi; Glomeromycota; Glomeromycetes; Glomerales; Glomeraceae.
AUGGCUGAUUUAAUGAAACCCAGAAAAAGGUAUUUGUAUCCAUGCCACUAUAUUCGUUGUGACGGCGCAGAGAUUGAUUUUCGCACUCAAGAAAAUCAUACAAAUGAUGAAAAUAAAUCACAAUUUAAAAAUUUUCCAGCAUCCUUAUAUCUUGCAAAAAAAAUGUUAAAUAUCUUUCAACUAAAAAUGCAGUUAGCUUUAUGCAACAAUUGUCAUAAAUUGUAUAAUAUUAGAAAUAUUAUUGAAUAUAAAGAAGAAGGAAAAGCUGCUAUUGCAAAUUGCCUACAUAAAGAAUUCCCAAAUAAUCCAGUACCUAGUCGUUGUAAUAAAUGCAACAAUCCACUUUCUAUUCUUAAAAAAAGAAAGGGUGAAAUAAUUGCUAUACCUCGUAUGAUUUACCCUAAACCAAAUAUUCGUCAGCAAUUAAGAAAUAAUCUGUUAAAGAUUCCAAAGAAAAAAUAUUUCUAUUAUUUUUUAAGCUUCGAAGCUUAUCAGAAAAAUUUUUUGCAAGUUAACGUUCAGUUCAUAAGUCAAGAAAAGUUCUUAUUGUCACUUUUAAUUUGGAGGUUCCAGAUGGAACCUAUUGAUGGUUUCGAAACUUAA